AUGGCUGCGAGUUCUGCGCCCGCGGCUUCGCUGCUGAAGCGACAGCUCAAAGAGAUGCAGGCGGGCAGGGACCUUCCCGGAAUCUCAUGCGGCCUCGUCAACGACGACAACAUCUUUGAGUGGGAAGUGAUGCUCAUGAUCAGCGACGACUGCAAAUACUAUGGCGGAGGAAACUUCCGUGCCCGUCUAUCGUUCCCACCGAGCUACCCGCAUAUGCCUCCCUCUCUUACCUUCCAGGACCCAAUUCCCUUUCACCCCAACAUCUACGAAAAUGGGAAGCUCUGCAUCUCCAUCUUGCACCCGCCCGAGGAUGACGAGUACGGCUACGAGGAUGCAUCUGAGCGCUGGAGUCCUGUCCAGACACCUGAGAGUAUCCUGAUCAGUACCAUCAGCCUUUUUCACAGCCCCAACGACGAGAGCCCUGCCAACGUCGAGGCCGCGCGAAUGUUCCGUGAGGAGAGGGAGGGCAAGCAUAAGGAUUUCAGAAGACGCUGCAGGAAAUGCGUAAGGGAGAGCCUGGGAGAGGAUUAG
Messenger RNA from Fusarium pseudograminearum CS3096, 531 nucleotides. RefSeq lists its product as uncharacterized. The transcript has 2 exons. The coding region runs from base 1 to 531 and encodes 176 amino acids. Gene Ontology annotation, cellular component: cytosol; endoplasmic reticulum. The record is from RefSeq and is a predicted model, not a curated record. NCBI's taxonomy places the organism in Eukaryota, Fungi, Ascomycota, Sordariomycetes, Hypocreales, Nectriaceae.